UCCUGAUUCAGACCGGAGCGCCACAAAGAUCCACAGGGGCCCAGCGUUGUCGUUGUCUCUCUGUCUCUGUCUUUGUUGUUGUUGUUGUCUCUCUUUGUUGUCUCUGCGGGGUCGAGUAGAGGCAGGCUUUUGCUUUAUUUAUAGAGGGCAGGCAGCCUUCCUAAUCAUGCAACCAAGGCAGCAGCAAGAAGAGAAAGACAGAGCACUUUUCCAAGACCAUCAAAACCAAUGCAUGAGAUCCAAGACCACUACAGGGCGAAAAAAUAUCAGAGGUGCACCAGCUGGCAUGACACCAGGUCGAGUCUACAUUUUUAGAUCGGAUUUAGUGAUGGUUAUAUAUUUUUGUGUAUGACUUUCGAAACACCAUCUUGCAGUUUCGGACUACUUUUUAAAGAUUUAAGAGAAAAUCGACAAGAAGCGGGAAGUGCUUAGGUUCUGAGAUCUUAAAAAAGAACAAGAAUACGAACAGCCUUGCAAUCUACGAAUGAGGAGCUCAUCGUGCUUGAUAGUAAAUCAAUAAAAUUGAACUUUUAUCAAAUUCAUUCCCCAAGUUCUUAGAGUAAGAAGAUCUUCUUUCCCCUAUAGCAUUCUAGUGCCUUGAAGAACAAGAUGACGAGCGAGAUGGCUUGGUCUCCUCAGCGCGUUGGGCUGCACAAAAGCGCAACAAAAACAAUGUCUACAACUCGCAGUAAGAGAAGCACUAGAAGCACUCGUGGCCGCUCUUCUCCAGAGGCACAAUCCACUUCCCGCGCGCCUAUGUUGGGCACAAAGACUCAUCUCUGGCUCCACUUGUUGCUCAGUCCACUUUCCGCACAUGUCGCGCACAGCGUACGUCUGCAGUCUAGUGCGUCGACUGCAGGACCUUUAGCCGGAGCUGGUGGUGGUGGUGCUGAUGGUUCCUCGGAAUGGAGAUGCAGUUACCUGGCUGGAGAAGUUUGGUUCCAGUUGGUUAAGGCUUGCUCGCGUAGUGUUUAAUCUCUCUACUAUUUAACAGAAGUAAUGUAUGAGGUUGAUCCUAAGGUAGGAUGCCCUGGGGGACGGAGGAGAGGUCUAGCCUAGAAUCUGAGUUCUUGCUCUGCGGCAAAAACUCUGACUACUGAACUCACAGGAUCGUAGGGACCGUUGGGCGACUUGGUUAGUGCUGAGUCCUCUUCAUUGACAGAUGUUGCUGAGUGGCCAUUGUUCUUCGGAACAGUGCAAUCGCUUAUCCGUCUUUUCAAGAGAAAGCGUUGCCUACUAUAACAUAAGUUGUCUGAUAAUCUUACUACUUUCUCGUAUGGGUACCAUUCCGUGCAUUAGUCACAGGCCAGGUAUCCGAAACCUUACCCUAUAAAAGUUGUCGAUGUAGAAGAAGAACAGCGCCAAGAUGAAUUCCAGCUUUGCUUUUACAUUUCUUGCUUCGGAUCUCUCGAGUCAAUUUCAACUGCGAAUAUACCUUGCCGUAUGAUUAACUUUACUACUGGCACUAUUGCCACUACUGCUACAACUACAACUAUCUAUGUAUUACGCUAAUUUCGAAGCUCCUUCUGGUUUUGAAGAGGUAACGGUGCGAGACUUUGCCAAGGCACUGGCUGCGAAGCUGAGCCCCCCUAAAAGUGCGGACUCGCUUAGACUUCAUUUUUUCCCUCCAUUUAUCACAAGUGGGACACCAUCUUCAACAGCUGACACCUCUGGCGCGCCUGAAGAUUUUGGCGCUCAUGAUGUUCCAAUACAGCGACCAAUUGCUGCUCCUAAUGCUGUUCCCUCGUCAUCGAUAUUGACGCUGUAUCCAGUCGUUGACGAGGUCGCGGGGACAAAGCUUGUAGAUCAGUGGAGAGCGCUUCAAGAUGCGGCCGCUGCCCAGGGACAAUCAUUUACACCUCCAACCUGCAGCUUUUCAGUCAUGGCCGAAGCGGCGGUGGGUGCAUUCAAGAGCUUCAAGGCGACCGAAAACAUCGUGGCGCGGGAGCUGAUUGAGCAGCUUCACGACGAAGAGCCGCUCAUAUUGGAGAUAUUGAAGGGAUGUCCGCGCGCGCUUCAGUUUGUGGAAGAGAAGCUGAAAGACGACCCUGAGUUCGUUCUUAAUGCGGUCGCAAGAGAUAGAGACGGCCAUGCCCUUCAGUAUGCGGCUGAACGGCUGAGAAAUAGCCGCGAUGUCGUCCGCGCGGCAGUCAAGCAAAAUGGGCUGGCUCUCCUAC
Molecule: messenger RNA, 2177 nt
Organism: Amoebophrya sp. A25
Lineage: Eukaryota; Dinophyceae; Syndiniales; Amoebophryaceae
Source: the annotation of a GenBank genome assembly